GGAACCCUAGCACCGCUUAUCUUUCUUCUGCGUGUGUCUUCCAACAGCCAUCCUCUCUCUCUCCCGAAUCUCGCAGCCAGAGAGAGAUGUCGGAUCAGAAAUUGACGCGUAUCGCUAUUGUGAGCUCCGACAAGUGCAAGCCUAAGAAAUGUCGCCAGGAGUGCAAAAAAAGUUGCCCUGUUGUCAAAACAGGUAAACUUUGCAUAGAAGUGACUCCUGCAUCCAAGAUAGCUUUCAUCUCAGAGGAGUUGUGUAUUGGAUGUGGUAUUUGUGUGAAGAAAUGUCCAUUUGAAGCAAUCCAGAUUAUUAACCUACCAAAAGACUUGGACAAGGAUACAACCCAUCGUUAUGGUCCUAACACCUUUAAGUUGCAUAGAUUACCUGUACCGAGACCCGGGCAAGUUCUGGGCCUGGUGGGAACUAAUGGCAUUGGAAAAUCUACUGCGCUUAAAGUUUUGGCUGGGAAGUUGAAACCUAACUUGGGACGCUUUAAAAAUCCUCCUGAUUGGCAGGAAAUAUUGACUUAUUUUAGAGGAUCUGAGCUGCAAAAUUACUUCACCCGAAUUCUUGAAGAUAAUUUAAAGGCAAUCAUCAAGCCCCAGUACGUCGAUCACAUCCCUAAAGCUGUUCAAGGCAACGUUGGACAAGUUCUUUCUCAGAAAGAUGAGAGAGAUAUGAAACAAGAACUUGCUGCUGACCUUGAGUUGAUUCAGGUUAUGGACCGCAAUGUGGGAGAUUUAUCUGGUGGAGAGCUUCAGAGGUUUGCCAUAGCUGUUGUUGCUGUGCAGAAUGCAGAAAUUUAUAUGUUUGAUGAACCAUCAAGUUAUCUUGAUGUUAAACAAAGACUCAAAGCUGCCCAAGUUGUCAGAUCCCUGCUUCGACCUAAUAGCUAUGUGAUUGUGGUAGAGCAUGAUCUUAGUGUGCUCGAUUAUUUGUCGGACUUCAUAUGCUGUCUUUAUGGGAGACCUGGUGUAUAUGGGGUGGUUACUCUUCCAUUCUCUGUUAGAGAAGGAAUUAAUAUUUUCCUAGCUGGAUUUGUGCCAACUGAAAAUCUUAGGUUUAGAGAUGAAUCUCUUACAUUUAAGGUUGCAGAGACUCCACAAGAAAGUGCUGAAGAAAUUGAAACGUAUGCAAGAUACAAGUAUCCAACCAUGACUAAGACUCAGGGAAACUUCAGGCUCAAGGUUGUGGAGGGUGAAUUCACUGAUUCACAAAUUAUUGUGAUGCUUGGAGAAAAUGGAACAGGAAAGACAACCUUCAUACGGAUGCUGGCUGGCCUUCUGAAACCUGAUUCUGUAGAAGGAUCUGAUGUGGAAAUUCCUGAGUUCAAUGUCUCUUACAAGCCACAGAAAAUCAGUCCUAAAUUUCAGAAUACUGUGAGAAUGCUGUUGCAUUCAAAAAUUCGUGAUUCAUACAUGCAUCCACAGUUUGUAUCAGACGUGAUGAAACCUCUAUUGAUUGAACAAUUGAUGGAUCAAGAGGUUGUGAAUCUUUCUGGUGGAGAAUUACAGAGAGUUGCCCUCACUCUUUGUCUUGGAAAGCCAGCCGAUAUAUAUUUGAUAGAUGAACCAAGUGCAUAUCUCGACUCAGAGCAGCGUAUUGUUGCUUCAAAAGUCAUAAAGAGAUUCAUACUCCAUGCGAAGAAGACUGCAUUUGUAGUGGAGCAUGAUUUCAUCAUGGCAACAUACCUUGCUGAUAGGGUGAUUGUGUAUGAAGGAAAGCCAUCCAUUGAUUGUGUUGCCAAUUCACCUCAAUCACUUUUGACUGGAAUGAACCUGUUCUUAUCUCACCUGGAUAUAACGUUCAGAAGAGACCCCACGAAUUUCCGGCCUAGAAUCAACAAACUGGAGUCGACUAAGGAUCGGGAGCAGAAGGCCGCUGGAUCUUAUUAUUAUUUGGAUGACUAACUUGCAGCCAUAUGCUCCCCGGUUACCACAUUUCCUUGCACCUGGAUGUCAACAGAAUGUUGUGGUUCUCGAAGCUGAAGAUGAGUAUGGUGCAUCUUGUGGUUCUCAAAGUUGAUGAGGUCGGAGGUUGUUUUUGCAGUGACGUGAUCGAAUGCUUAUUGGACAACAGUGCUGGCUGGGUCCCCAGCUAGUUUUUUUUUUUGUUCAAAAGUUUCAGAUUAUGAGAGAGUUGUAACUGAGUAUUUGCCUUCUGUUUUUUUUUUUGGUGUUAAGCACACAUCGACCAAUAUAUCUGUACCCUAUUUACUCAUUUUUGUUUUAUGGACGAAAAUUAUUGGUUACAA
Salvia hispanica is the source of this 2251-nucleotide messenger RNA. RefSeq names its product RNAse l inhibitor protein 2 (gene ABCE2). Gene Ontology annotation, molecular function: ATP hydrolysis activity; ATP binding. The record is from RefSeq and is a predicted model, not a curated record. Lineage: Eukaryota; Viridiplantae; Streptophyta; Magnoliopsida; Lamiales; Lamiaceae.